GUCGUGAACCAGCAUGAGGGCUCUGAGGUUCGGUUUAACUCUGGUUCGACAUGGAGAAACACGCUACAACAAAGAAGGUCUUCUACAAGGUCAGGCUAUCGAUGCUCCUCUCUCGGAGGUCGGGCAGCAGCAGGCCGAGGCUGCAGGUCGAUACCUGAAAGACGUCGAGUUCAGCAACGUGUUUGUCAGCGAUCUGCUCCGAGCUCAGCAGACGGCUGAAACCAUCAUGAAACUCAACAGCAGCUGUUCUUCUCUGCACAUGUCUCUGGACCCUUUGCUCAAAGAGAUCAGCUUCGGCGUGGCAGAGGGGGGGCGACUGCAGGACGUGAGAGACAUGGCCAAGGCAGCGGGUCAGACGUUCCCAGGCUUCACUCCACCAGGGGGCGAGACUCCAGAGCAGGUGAAGGAGCGGGUCAAAGAGUUCAUGGUGAACACACUGCAGCAGCUCGGAGCCGAACACUGGCACCACAGCACCGAGGAGGAGACCCCCCCGUCGGGCGUGGAGGGCCGAGCGGACGACGGGGUCGGGGGGGUCCUGGUCCACGCUCUGGUGGUCUCACACGGGGCCUACAUGUGCGUGCUGGUGCGUUACUUCGUGGAGGAGCUGCUCUGCUCUUUGCCUCACGGCUCUGACAGAACACACGUGUUCUCUCUGAGUCCCAACACGGGUCUGAGCCGGUUCGUCCUCAGCCUGAGGAAAGAGGGGGAGGAGUUCCAGCUGUCGGGGGUGCGCUGCGUGUUCGUCCACAGGAGCGACCACGUCAGAGAGCUCGUUCACCAGUAGGAGGAGAGAGAGGAGCGAUGGGAACGCAGAGGUGAAGGAGGAGGUGCAGGAGACGGUGGGAGAAGAACAGGAAGAAAAACCUCUUCAGACUUAACUUGUUUUUUAAAACAUGUGUUUGAGAAGGUCAAAGGUUAUAGUGAUGAGAGGAAGAGUCUGUGUUUGUGUGUUAUUCAGCAGUAUUACACCCAAAGUACUGGUUUACCACAAACGUGGUGGUAGGAUGUGAUGUGGGUCAUGAAAGAAACCACACACAUUUGGUGCAGGUCCAUGGUUUCUCUUUUUUCACUUUCUUUAGCGUUCUUCAUUUCUGUUGAGAGAUCAAUUCAUGAAUAUUGAUGGAAAACGUUCAGGCACAUUUAGGCCACUGAUAUUUAUGCCGUUUGGUGAAGAUCCAAAUUCAAAAUCUGGAUAAAUUGAAUUUAAAUGUGGUUUCAUUAAGAUAUUUAAAGGGGAAGUUUUCUCUAAAAAAUUAUUGAUGUCAAUUUACACUUGAAAUUUUACAUGGAUCUGGACUUCAUCUGGAUUUUGUGAAUUGAAAAUAAUUAUUUUUAUCUUUAUUCAGUUACUGAACAGUGACAAAUAUACAGUUCAACUACAUGAGAGAGAGAAUAUUGUGCCUUUGUUUUAAUUUGAACAGUUAACAGAACACAUCUAUGUACUUGGUGUUUGUAUCUGAUUCAAUAUGGUGAGGAAGUGACCGAUCAGCCUGGACGGAGGAAUGUUUCCCUCUAGUUUUUAUAUUUGGAGCUCACUUACAUCUGGAAACACAGAGGAAGUAUCAGUCAUCAUUAUAAUUAUUUAGUUUGUUAGUGUCGAUAUCUUAUCAAUCAUUAUGAAAUAAUUUCAAAAUAUCCUAGAUAUA
Molecule: messenger RNA, 1646 nt
Organism: Limanda limanda (common dab)
Lineage: Eukaryota; Metazoa; Chordata; Actinopteri; Pleuronectiformes; Pleuronectidae
Gene: tigara
Product: TP53 induced glycolysis regulatory phosphatase a
Exons: 6
Coding region: 14-784 (256 amino acids)
Biological process (GO): negative regulation of programmed cell death; fructose 2,6-bisphosphate metabolic process; negative regulation of glycolytic process
Cellular component (GO): cytosol
Molecular function (GO): fructose-2,6-bisphosphate 2-phosphatase activity
Source: RefSeq, a predicted model, not a curated record